Messenger RNA from Cololabis saira (Pacific saury), 5345 nucleotides. RefSeq names its product NACHT, LRR and PYD domains-containing protein 3-like. Gene Ontology annotation, molecular function: protein binding. The transcript is spliced from 13 exons. Bases 122 to 3901 code for a protein of 1259 amino acids. The record is from RefSeq and is a predicted model, not a curated record. NCBI's taxonomy places the organism in Eukaryota, Metazoa, Chordata, Actinopteri, Beloniformes, Belonidae.
GUUCAGUUGCAUCUCAGUAGGUUUUUAUCAGACUGCAGAAUCUUCAUCUUCAACUAUUUGGACUGUUUGAAGAAACUAUGAAGGUGUGUGUGUGAGCUGAUGUGGACGUGAAUUCAUCAGAAUGGAUCAGUGUGAGGACGGAGAGGAGGGAGUCCCUCCCUCUAAAACCUCUCUGUGUGGGGAACAUGAGAGUCGGAGCAAAGCUCAGAGGAAUCGACCUGGACCUGGAGCUGGACCUGGACCUAAACCUAAACUUAAACCUAAACCUGGACCUGGACCUGGACCUGGACCUGGACCAGGACCUGGACCUGGACCUGGACCUGGACCUGGACCUGGACCUGGACCUGGACCUGGACCCAGCUGUGUGUCCUUGAAGAGCGACCAGUCAAAAGGGUUGCCAAUUGAAUUUAAAGGAGACCAACGUUCUGCUGUAAAGAGGGUCUAUCAGACAAGAGACUCUGUUGAACAUGAACCCAGCUGUUUGUCCUUGAAGAGCAACCAGUCAAAAGGGAUGCCAAUUGAAUUUAAAGGAGACCAACAUUCUUCUUCAGAGAGAGUGGACCAGCAGAGCUCAGAGCCUCCCAGUGGUCCGUCUGUCCAGCAGCAUCAGACACAGCUGGACUCCAUCUUUCUGCUGCUGGAGGACAACAUUGUCAUGUUUGUGAAGAACGAGCUGAAGAAGAUCCAGAGGGGUCUGAGUCCAGAUUACCCAGAAUCCCUAGAGCAUCUGUUGGAGGGUGAGGAUGAAGAGCAGAAGAGCAGCAGAGAGGCGUUUGUGAAGAUCACAGUGAACUUCCUGAGGAGAAUGAAGCAGGAGGAGUUGGCUGAGCGUCUGCAGAGAAGUACUUUUGCUGCAGUUUGUCAAAAGAGUCUGAAGUCUAAGCUUAAGAAGAGGUACCAGUGUGUGUUUGAGGGGAUUGUUAAAGCAGGAAACCCAACCCUUCUGAAGCAGAUCUACACAGAGCUCUACAUCACAGAGGGAGGGACUGGAGAGGUCAACGGUGAACAUGAAGUCAGACGGAUUGAAGCAGCAUCCAGGAAACAACACAGAGCAGAAACUACCAUCAGGCAGGAAGACAUCUUUAAACUCCCACCUGGAAGACAUGAACCAAUCAGAACAGUGAUGACGAAGGGAGUGGCCGGCAUUGGGAAAACAGUCCUAACACAGAAGUUCUCUCUGGACUGGGCUGAAGGGAGAGCCAACCAGGAGAUCCAGUUACUGCUUCCAUUCACCUUCAGAGAGCUGAAUGUGCUGAAAGAGAGAAAGUUCAGCUUGGUGGAACUUGUUCAUCACUUCUUCCCUGAAACCAGAGAAAUCUGCAGCUUUGAAGAGUUCCAGGUCGUGUUCAUCUUUGACGGUCUGGAUGAGAGUCGACUUCCUCUGGACUUCCACAACAAUGAGGUCCUGACUGAUGUUAGAGAGUCCACCUCAGUGGAUGUGCUGCUGACAAACCUCAUCAGGGGGAACCUGCUUCCUUCUGCUCGUCUCUGGAUCACCACACGACCCGCAGCAGCCAAUCAGAUCCCUCCUGAGUGUGUCUCCAUGGUGACAGAGGUCAGAGGGUUCACUAACCCACAGAAAGAGGAAUACUUCAGGAAGAGGUUCAGAGAAGAGGAGCAGACCAGCAGGAUCAUCUCCCACAUCAAGACAUCACGAAGCCUCCACAUCAUGUGCCACAUCCCAGUCUUCUGCUGGAUCACUGCUACAGUCCUGGAGAAAGUCCUGGAAACCAGAGAGGGAGGGGAGCUGCCCAAGUCCCUGACUGAGAUGUACAUCCACUUCCUGGUGGUCCAGGUCAAACUGAAGAAGGUCAAGUAUGAUGGAGGAGCUGGGACGGAUCCACACUGGAGUCCAGAGAGCAGGAAGAUGGUGGAGUCUCUGGGAAAACUGGCAUUUGAGCAGCUGCAGAAAGGAAACCUGAUCUUCUAUGAACCAGACCUGAGAGAGUGUGGCAUCGAUGUCAGAGAGGCUUCAGUGUACUCAGGAGUGUUCACCCAGAUCUUUAGAGAGGAGAGCAGCCUGUACCAGGACCGGGUCUUCUGCUUCGUCCAUCUGAGUGUUCAGGAGUUUCUGGCUGCUCUUCAUGUCCAUCAGACCUUCAUCAAGUCUGGAGUCAACCUGCUGAAGGAACAAAAGAACACCUUCUGGUGGUUUAAAACAAGAGCCGUGACUGACCUCCAUCAGAGUGCUGUGGACAAGGCUUUACAGAGUCCCAACGGACACCUGGACUUGUUCCUCCGCUUCCUCCUGGGUCUUUCACUGGAGACCAAUCAGACUCUCCUACGAGGUCUGUUGGAACCAAAACAAAGAAGUUCACAGAACAAUAAGGAAACAGUUAAAUACAUCAAGGAGAAGAUCAGUGAGGAUCUGUCUGCAGAGAAAAGCAUCAACCUGUUCCACUGUCUGAAUGAACUGAACGAUGGUUCUCUGGUGGAGGAGGUCCAACGGUCCCUGAGGUCAGGACUUCUCUCCACAGGUAAACUGUCUCCUGCUCAGUGGUCGGCUCUUAUCUUCAUCUUACUGUCAUCAGAAGAUCUGGAGGUGUUUGAGCUGAAGAAAUACUCAGCUUCAGAGGAGGUUCUACGGAGGCUGCUGCCGGUGGUCAAAGCCUCCAAGAAAGUUGUAUUGAGUGGUUGUAACCUCUCAGAGAACAUCUGUGCAGAUCUGUCCUCAGUUCUCAGCUCUCAGUCCUCCAGUCUGACAGAACUGGACCUGAGUAACAACCACCUGCAGGAUUCAGGACUGAAGAAGCUGUGUCCUGGACUGGAGAGUCCACACUGUCACCUGGAGUCUCUCAGGUUGAGUGGUUGUAUCCUCUCAGCGUACAUCUGUGCAGAUCUGUCCUCAGUUCUCAGCUCUCAGUCCUCCAGUCUGACAGAACUGGACCUGAGUAACAACCACCUGCAGGAUUCAGGACUGAAGAAGCUUUGUCCUGGACUGGAGAGUCCACACUGUCACCUGGAGUCUCUCAGGUUGAGUGACUGUAACCUCUCAGAGGAUAUAUGUGCAGAUCUGUCCUCAGUUCUCAGCUCUCAGUCCUCCAGUCUGACAGAACUGGACCUGAGUAACAACCACAUGCAGGAUUCAGGACUGAAGAAGCUGUGUCCUGGACUGGAGAGUCCACACUGUCACCUGGAGUCUCUCAGGCUGUCAGGCUGUCUGAUCUCAGAGGAAGGCUGUGUUUCUCUGGUCUCAGCUCUGACCUCCAACCCCUCCCACCUGAGAGAGCUCGACCUGAGCUACAACCAUCCAGGAGAGUCAGCAGUGAAGCUUUUGUCUGCUGGACUGAAGGAUCCCCGCUGGAGACUGGACACUCUCAGGGUGGAGCCUGCUGGACAACAAUGGUUGACACCAGAUCUGAGGAAGUAUUCCUGUCAACUCACCAUUGACACAAACACAGUCAACAAACACAUCAAUCUGUCUGACAACAACAGGAAGAUGAUGUUUGUCUGGGGGUAUCAGUCAUAUCCGGAUCAUCCAGACAGGUUUGAUUCCUGGUACCAGCUACUGUGUAGAGAAGUUCUGACGGGUCGCUGUUACUGGGAGGUCCAGUGGAGAAGAAAAGUUUCUGUAUCAGUGAGUUACAGAACAAUCAGCAGGAAAGGAGACUCUGAUGACUGUAGGUUUGGAAUGAACGAUCAUUCCUGGAGUCUGGAAUGUUCUGAUGAUGGUCGGUACCAAGUCUGGCACAAUAACAGAGUAACAUCAUCCUCCUCCUCUUCCUCAGUCUCUGACAGAGUAGCAGUGUAUGUGGACGUUCCUGCUGGAACUCUGUCCUUCUACAGCGUCUCCUCUGACAGACUGAUCCACCUCCACACCUUCAACACCACAUUCACUGAACCCCUCUCUCCUGGGUUCAGGUUCGGGUUCAAUCCUGGUUCUUCAGUGUUUCUGUAUUGAGUUCAGUCUCAAGAGUCUCCUCCUGUCAGAGAAACUGUCUCUGUUGGACGGAUAGUUGAGUCUGUACAUGUCUGUCUCUGUUUCCAUCAGAUCACCUGAAUCACAUGUUGGUGAAACUGUUCUGAAUGAUUCCUUGGAAACUUCUUCCUCUUCCAGUCCUUUAAAGGUGGAAGCUGCCGUUAUUCCAGGAUCCACAUGUUGUUCUUCUGUCUGUUUCCAGUCAGAGCUUCACGGUGAACAGCAGCAUGUUGUUUCUCUGCAGCUCAGUUCAGCUGAGAUCAUUCACUUCAUGUCAGCUGCAGUUAGUUUGCUGCACAUGUGACCAACUGUGAUGUCAGAGAGGAAUCACUGAGCUGCAAUCAGCCGAGAUGAAGUUACAACCUGCUGACAGAUCUGAGCACAAGGUUGCUGUGCAGCCAGGGUUCAUCCUGGUCUUUAUUCACACCCACUUCCUGUUCCAACCAGGACGUCACUACUGGACUGUCAGGUUUCUGUCAUGGUAAAUGGUUUGUCUAUGUGUGAGCUCUCACCAAGAUGAAUAAGAUGAUCCAUCCAUCAUCUACAAUUGCUUCUUAAUGUUCAGGGUCCCGGGGGUCGGCCUUGUUGAUUUUACACUGUACUAAGAAGGGUUAUUUUUUGAAUAAAAUUCCCUUUUGAUGACAAUAUUUGAUAUCCACUCAUUAAAAGCGCUGCCUCAACAUUUCCUCAAAAUAAUUAUCAAAUUUAUUUAUCAUGCUACAAAACAUAUUUCAGAAUGAAACAUUUUUUAUUCUUAAAUCAGUUUAAUUUUUUCCAAUUUUCAUAUGAUCACUUCCGUAAAAUUUUAGUAGCAAAUCAUGAACAUCUUCAAAUCAAGUCCCAUUUAUAUGAAACUCAACCACCAUAACACUUUUAGCAAAUCAUGAAGUCCCACAUCUGUAGAAAUGAUCAGGUAUAAAAAUAAUCAGAACUUCAAAAUCCUCACAUUUGUACUAAUAAUAAAAGAUGUAGCACUGGUCUGAAGGUUUUCAUGACAGAGUGGUUGAUUUAAGAACAUCCAGCCACCAGGGGGGGCUGCUGCACUUGAUCUCACUGAGUGCCGCUUAUCGUGUGGCAGAAGAAGAGAGACAAUGAUGAGAAUGGUGUCCUCCUACCGGAGGAGAGGACACCAGGCCCCUCCAUCCCAACCUCCCAUGUUCCCUUCACCACCGGGAACACGUCAUCCACAGCCCGGAGACCAGUAAAGGCAGCCUCUGUCACCACCACCCUUGCAGGCCAUACCGCCCCUUCAGCAAGGGAGCACCGCCCGCAGUAAAACACAAUUAAGUUUAGACAGGAGUUAGAACCAAGGUCAUAUGUUCUCAUUGUAAAUGUUCAUCAAUGUCAAUAUAAAAACGAUUUCUCAGAAUCAGUUGUAUAAUAUCCAAAUAUGUGUGUUCUUUAUCUAGAAAACCCCAAAACAAUU